ACAACGAAGGCUGGAGAGAGCGCAUGAAGUGAGGAGUUGUUCAUCCUCAGCUCCAGAGGAAGUUAAAAAGAAAGAAAAAAACAGCAGCAGGGGUUCACCAGGUUUGACUUGAGGUCCGUGAAGCUGCACAUUUCUACCGAACCGAACCAAAUGCAGAGAAAGAGAUGCAUCUGGGCAAGGCUUUACUGUUUGUCCUCCUCCUCAACUGCGCAACUUUGAGCUCGUCCCUGUCGACUUGUGCCACCGUGGAUAUUGACCAUGUGAAGAGGAAGAGGGUCGAGGCGAUCCGGGGUCAGAUCCUGAGCAAACUGCGGCUGACGAGCCCUCCUCACUCCCUCGGACCGAAUAAAGUCCCGUAUCAGAUCCAGGCGUUGUAUAACAGCACCAAGGAGCUACUGGAGGAGCUCGGGAGGGACCGGCAGCAGAGUUGCGGUCAGGACAACACCGAGACAGAGUACUAUGCCAAAGAGAUAUACAAAUUCAACAUGGUCUACGGACCGCCAGAGAGUAACGAUGUGCUCUAUUGCCUAAAAGGCAUCACCUCUAAGGUUUUCCGCUUCAACAUCUCCGCCAUGGAAAGGAACUCAACCAACCUCUUCAGAGCGGAGUUUCGAGCUCUGAGGAUGCCAAACUCCAGCGCCAAGAGGAAUGAACAGCGGAUUGAGCUCUACCAGAUUGUGAGGCCAAAUGAACACAUCAGAAAACAACGCUACAUCGCAGCCAAGAAUGUGCUGACCAAGGGUACUCCAGAAUGGGUCUCCUUCGAUGUGACUGACACAGUGCGGGAGUGGCUGAUGAACAGAGGAAGUAAUUUAGGCCUGGAAAUCAGUGUGCACUGCCCCUGCCACACCUUCAACCCAAAUGGGGACAUCAUUGACAAUGAGCACGAGGUGCUGGAGGUUAAGUUCAGAGGCGUAGAUGAGGAGCAAAGUCGCUUGGAUCUGGAUCAGCUGAAGAAGAAGAAGGAGCAGUACCUGCCUCACCUCAUCCUCAUGAUGAUCCCGCCCCAUCGCUUGGACACUCAGUACACUCGCCGACGCAAGAGAGCCCUGGACACAAACUACUGUUUCUCAAACACGGAGGAGAGCUGCUGUGUUCGCAAACUCCACAUUGAUUUCCGACGUGACUUAGACUGGAAGUGGAUCCAUGAGCCCAGUGGUUACGACGCCAACUACUGCUCUGGGCCGUGCCCUUACCUGAGGAGCUCGGAUACGACACACAGCUCGCUGCUGAGUCUGUACAACACCCUGAAUCCGGAGGCAUCGGCUGCCCCCUGCUGUGUUCCUCAAGACCUGGAACCUCUCACUAUACUCUACUACUCCGGACGGACCCCAAAAGUGGAGCAGCUCUCCAACAUGAUUGUCAAGUCUUGCAAGUGUAGCUGAGAAGAGACUGGAUGGCGAGGUAGAGUGGCACGAUUUCUGCUCGGUACUGACCAAACCCAUGUGCUCCUUUGAACUCUUAGCUGUGACAAAUACUUAAACUGACCCUGUGGACUCGUUGCUUAGAUCUGGAAGGUCACACUUUUCUUUUUUUUUCUAAGGAUACAGAUUUUCUUAAAACCGGGGCUCAUCCUUUCCUUGUUUGGUAUUUUUUCCCCCCACCCCCUCAGUCUGUUCUUAGUUACGAGCAGUUAUUUUGAUCUUAAAAGGUGCAGCCCAAACAAAACGUAGUCUGACAAUCAAGGUCUCAAAAAUAUUUCUAGGUUUGUGACAAUGGACAGAACGCUCUUAAAGCUAGAUUACAGAGUCCUGUAUGAAUGGAAGAGACUUGCUCUGUGUUAUAUUUUCUACUUCAGAGCUCAAGCAAAUGUUCCACAAAGUCCGAGUUUACACUUUCAGUAGAGAAGCUUUUGUGUGUCUUGCCCUGGAGCAGCAUUGUUAAUAGUCACAACGUAGACGCCACUCUUCUGAACGGUUGAAGUGUCCUUUCUGACUGGAUUCCUCCCUUGAACUUGCCUUAAGCUCCAUUCCCUUCAAACAGUGGGCAUUAUCUUCAAUCACAAAAGGAGAAAGGACAGACUUGCUGCUGUAUCCAAAGCCAUAGCUGUGGUCAGGGAAAAGGAGAGCCGAAAGAGAAUGCCUGUUGGAUUUGCAAUGGAAAGUGAAUGAACAAAGAAGUUGAGCCAAGCUUUUCUUUUUUUGGCCAGCCAGCAGCAAUGGCCCUUUUUUUUGGUGCAUCUAAUAGAAUGGGUAGAAGAAGAAGAAGAAAGAGAAUAAGAAGGAGAAGGAGAAGAAGAGGGGACCUGUAUGCAAGGGAAGAACUACCAUGGAAACAAGCCAUGAGCUCACUGACUGCCAUUCACUGGAAGUUUUCAUCCCUAACAGGUUCAAAUUAUUUUUGGGACAUCAAAGAGUAUACUGGAAAAGAACAAGUCUUACGCAACAGUUUUUUGUUUUUAAUGGGAUUUCUUUUACAUUAAUAGCAGAUUUUGGUCUGUUAUGCAACUUGUCAUAUAGUGAUUUUUUUUCACUAACUGGGAUGAAAUUUGACGUAUCUCCAUUGGUGGAAACACAUUUAUAUUAAACCCAGAGUGCUGAUGCAUUUCCUUAAGAUGUAAAAAGGAACACAACUUUUUUUUUUUUUUGUCUUGUGCAUAAAAAUAACCUAAUUAUUUUUGACCUGUUGUAUUUGAUUAAGUUUAUGUUGGACGAAAAUCAUGUUGUAUUAAAAGUUGACUGUUCCCAGAAAAGUACAUCAGAGCACUUUUCUCCUGCAAUAACAGGACAUUUAAAGAAAUUGUAAAUACAGCUGUUUUAUUUCUUCUAUUUUCAAUCAUACUAUCCUACCACUAGAGAUGUUCCGAUACCAGCGUCGCAAAUGCCUCCGAUACCGACCAAAAUGUAGAGUUGGAUAUCGGCACGUAUGCAAUUCUAUGUAUAUCGAUCCGAUAACACGUUUUUAAAGUAUUGUAGUGUCACUAAACUGUUCAUCCACAGGGAGUGUCGCAUUAGCCAGAACUAGCUAAGAUGUCUGGAAUUUGGCAAUGUGUCAAGCUGGAAAGUCACAAGUCACAAGUAAAAUGGUACACUUCAGUUUCAAGGGGUGGCACUUGUGUAGCCAAUUACAGAACUUAUUAUAGGCCAAUUAUACAACAACAAUAGCAAUCAGUAUGAAGCAUACAGCUGUUAAAAUAAAAUACACAAGCUGGGGUUUUUUUUAUGCACUGGUAGCAGAUUGGUGCUUGUUAUUGGAAUCUGUGAGGGGGAAACGGAUAUCAGAACAUCUCUGCCAAUCAAUCAACUGUCAUCUUUCACUCAUACCAGCUGACAAGCAUGUGCACAUGCAGUCAGGACUCCUGUGUUCAUAAAACACUGCACUCUUUCAUUCCCUCUGCUCCGUCUCUGUUUGUUUUGGUGCUAUUUUACAGUGUGUGGCCCAAAUGGAACAACAGAACGAAGCAGGCGGGCGAACGAGGCAGUAACGUGACAGUGGCUUGGUGAACACUUAGACCUCCUCGUUCUCUGAGUCAGGAGGGUCAUUCUGAAUCCCUGUGGCGUUUGACAUUGACCCCGUCAGACUUAUCUGGCCUUUAGGUGACACAUUGUGAUGUUUUUCUUUUUUUUG
Molecule: messenger RNA, 3567 nt
Organism: Limanda limanda (common dab)
Lineage: Eukaryota; Metazoa; Chordata; Actinopteri; Pleuronectiformes; Pleuronectidae
Product: transforming growth factor beta-3 proprotein-like
Exons: 7
Coding region: 165-1385 (406 amino acids)
Biological process (GO): BMP signaling pathway; transforming growth factor beta receptor signaling pathway; regulation of cell population proliferation
Cellular component (GO): extracellular region
Molecular function (GO): cytokine activity; type III transforming growth factor beta receptor binding; type II transforming growth factor beta receptor binding
Source: RefSeq, a predicted model, not a curated record